AUGCCUAACCACAGGAACUCCAACGGAGAACUCGUCCCCGUAGCGCUCGAGUGCGGUUUGACCGAUUCCCCCCGCCUCAUCGAGGCGGUGCACAAAGACAUUACUGCGUUCUUGGCCGACACCAAGAAGCUGUUCAUGGUCCAGUCGGGCCCUGAAAGCCCAGUCCAGCGGGCCGAAGCCUUGAUGGAACAAAUGGCGCUUGCGCUGUUCGACCUUCAUGAAAAGAUACGAGUCGAGCAGCGGGGCCUGUGGAUGCAGGGACAGGUGAAAAUAGCCUGCGAGGAUAUUGCAGCUUUGCAGGCGCUGGUCGCGAAGAUAUCUGACCAUGGUAAGAUUGAUGGAGACAGAGACGAGGAUUGUACAGGUUUCCAAAUGGUUUCAACUCACACGGCGUGGGUAGUAAGUAGCUCUAUCCCCACAGCCGAGACCAAAAACAAAACGGAAAUUAUCAUCAGCUUCUGGAAACAAAAGCGAAGAUCCGAAAAACAAGACGCUGGGAACGAGAUAGCAAUCCCUCCCCCCAGCUGCAGGGCCAAGCCCCGUGCCGCUAAGUAG
Molecule: messenger RNA, 555 nt
Organism: Exserohilum turcica Et28A
Lineage: Eukaryota; Fungi; Ascomycota; Dothideomycetes; Pleosporales; Pleosporaceae
Exons: 5
Coding region: 1-555 (184 amino acids)
Source: RefSeq, a predicted model, not a curated record